GCUCCUUGGCCGCCCCAUGGCCCGGGAGGCUGCGGCGAGCCCCUGGAGCUGCGGAUGAGCGUAGCGCUGUCCUCCUUUUCAAGUUAGCACUUCGGAGCCGGGGCCUAGCUAGGGCUCUCCUUAGCCGCAUUCACGGUAGGGAGCCUGGCUGGGGCUACGGUUCCGGCCUUGGAGGCCCUCCUCGCUGGCCUCUGCUGGGAGACAGGCUGGCAGCGAUUCUGUGGAGUUUGCGGUUCUGUGUUGUAUGAGGCUGGGCAAUCACAUUAUAAUCACUAUGGCAACAUCAUCUGAAGAAGUGUUACUAAUAGUAAAGAAGGUGCGUCAAAAGAAACAGGAUGGGGCUCUUUACCUCAUGGCUGAAAGAAUAGCCUGGGCACCUGAGGGCAAAGACCGCUUCACAAUCAGCCAUAUGUAUGCAGACAUAAAAUGUCAGAAAAUCAGCCCUGAAGGAAAAGCUAAGAUUCAGCUUCAGUUGGUACUGCAUGCAGGGGACACAACCAACUUCCAUUUCUCUAAUGAGAGUACAGCAGUAAAAGAGCGAGAUGCAGUAAAGGAUCUUCUUCAGCAGUUGCUGCCCAAGUUCAAGAGGAAAGCAAAUAAAGAACUUGAGGAAAAGAACAGAAUGCUGCAAGAAGAUCCUGUUUUGUUUCAGCUUUAUAAAGACCUUGUUGUGAGUCAGGUGAUCAGUGCUGAAGAAUUCUGGGCCAACCGUUUAAGCUUGAAUGCUAUAGAUAAUUCUACUGCAUCUUCUAACAAACAGGAUGUGGGCAUUUCUGCAGCUUUCCUGGCUGAUGUUCGACCUCAAACAGAUGGAUGCAAUGGCCUGAGGUAUAAUUUAACAUCAGAUAUCAUUGAAUCGAUAUUUCGCACUUAUCCUGCAGUAAAAUUAAAAUAUGCAGAAAAUGUUCCUCAUAAUAUGACAGAGAAAGAAUUCUGGACACGAUUCUUCCAGUCUCACUAUUUUCAUAGAGACAGGUUGAAUGCAGGAUCAAAAGACCUUUUUGCAGAAUGUGCCAAAAUGGAUGAAAAGGGGUUAAAGACAAUGGUGUCUCAAGGGGUGAAAAAUCCUUUAUUAGAUUUAACAGCCUUGGAAGAUAAAUCGUUGGAUGAAGGUUAUGGUGCUUCCUUGGCACCUUCUACGUCCAACUCAGUCAAUAAAUCAAUAAAGGAGAAUAGCAAUGCUGCAAUUAUAAAACGCUUUAACCAUCACAGUGCCAUGGUCCUUGCAGCUGGACUCCGGAAACAAGAAGCACAAAAUGAUCACUAUAGUGAGACCAGUAGUAUGGAUGGAAAUUCCAGGGAUUCAGACUUCUUUCAGCCACCAAUAAAAAAGGUAAAACUUCAAGAAUCCAUUGAAUAUGAGGAUUUAGAAAAUAGUAACAGCAUUAAAACUAUUGCACUAAACCUAAAGAAAUCAGAUAGGUAUUAUCAUGGUCCAACACCAAUUCAGUCACAGCAAUAUGCAACUAGUCAGGAUAUUAUUAAUUCUUUGCAUAGUAUUAGACAAGAAAUGGAAAUCUAUGUCCCCAAACUAUCUCAGGUUCUCUCAAGUGGUGCUGCUAGUAGUACUAUCUCAGCCCUGUCACCUGGAGGAGCACUUAUGCAAGGUGGAACACAGCAAGCCAUAAACCAGAUGGUGCCAAAUGAUGUUCAGUCUGAACUAAAACACUUAUAUGUGGCAGUAGGAGAACUGUUGAGGCACUUCUGGUCCUGCUUUCCUGUUAAUACACCAUUCCUAGAGGAGAAGGUUAUGAAAAUGAGGAGUAAUUUGGAAAGAUUUCAAGUUACAAAACUCUGCCCAUUCCAAGAAAAAAUUCGAAGACAGUAUUUAAGCACAAAUCUGAUAAAUCACAUAGAGGAGAUGCUGCAAACAGCCUACAAUAAAUUCCACACAUGGCAGUCCAGACGUAUGCUGAAGAAGACGUGAAGACCCAUUGAGGUCAAAGUAUGAGGGGAAGAAUUUGCAAUCGCUGUAGGACCACAAUGAACCAAUAUGUAGAUCUUACAGAAAUUGCAAGAAAGUCAGCAUCAGCUGAACUGUUAAGAAUGAUGCUAACUGACCUUGCACACUUUGGGGAAAGGAUCAGAGAUCACACUUGAAAACUAUGGAGUUAAAAGGAACCAAACCAGAAGAGCUAAGUGGCAAAUAUAUAUUAAAAAGACACUGUUUACUGCAGUUACUCAGGAACUGCUUUUGAUUUUCAUAAAAAGCUGCUUUCAAAAAUAAAAAUUUAAAAGGGUGUAUUAAUAAAUCCAAGAUUGUUUGUCUGGUUUUUUAAAGUAUGGCACAGGGUAGAAUUUAACAUUUCUUUCUUUACUAUAUCCUGGCAUUUUGUUGAAUUCUGUUUAUACUUCUAGAAAUAGGCUUAAAAUUUUUAAAUGUAAUGGAGAGACUGUUCUGCCUCAAAUUCUUAAGAGCUUAAUUCCUAGAAGACAAGUUUUUGCCCUGUUUCCCCACAAAUCAGCAGCCAUUGCACUAAGAGAAGUUUGGCAUGAAAAGAGGCACACUUAGCAGACAGUGUGGGGUUCUUAUGCAGAAUUUUUACCAGCCAUCAAGUUUGCAUGUUUCUUUGGAGUGCAAGUGUGUGCUACUUCACUUCUUUUUUAAAAAAAGAUGAUUGUCUGGAGGUAAAAAUACAUUUUAAAGUAGGUUUAAGACAAUUUAGAAAGUAGUACCUUUUGUACCAUUAAGACAGAAACAAUCUUUAAAUGUACUUUUCCCACUUUUCUCCUGAUGACUGUUAGCGCUAUAUUUGGCGACUAGAUAAUCAUUGAAGAGUGAAUAUGAAAUAUUUAGAUAUAUUUGGAAUCUGCAUCAUAUUCUGAUCCAAAUAUGAGGCAUUUCACUCUUACCUAAGAUGUACCUGCCAUGUAUUAAAUACUUGACUUGUUAAAACAAAGUAAACUUGUUUUAUAUAGUCUAUGGAGUUAGACUGCUUGUAUUUCAUUGUCUUAAUGUCUUCCCCAUUAACAGAGUCUAUACUAGGACCAAGCAACUGGUUGAGAUUAUAUGUGAUGAAACCUACUGAGGUAUUUUUAAUAAAUCAAGAUGAGUUUAAUGGUGUUUAAGGGCAGUCAUCACAUUCAUUUCAGAGAUAGACACAGCUCUUUUUUUGUUCACACUGGUUCAUUUCCAGAAUGGAUUAUUAGGAGAAUUAGAAUUGUAUUACUGUGUUAACAGUGUACAUUUUGGAUUGCUACCCGUCUUGAGUAGCUAUAUACUCUAGCACUAGUCAGUUUGUGAGCCAUUACAGUUUCUCUUUGGGUAGAGUGUAUACAUGUUUAACAUGCUCUCUCAGUGUUUUUCAGUGAGUGAAAUUCUGCAACAACCAGAACUGUAAGCAAGCCAUUGUAUUUAUUUAUGCUGAAAUAAUAUUGAGAAAAUUUAAUGCAUUAUGCUUCAGAAACUUGCUGUUUGACUUUUCAGAGAGGUUGCAUGUUAUGUGCUAGUAGUUACUAAUGAUUCUGCUGCAAAACACGAACUAUUUUCUACUGAACUCAGCAGAUUAUAGUGAAUUGAGAAAAGUUGGAAUUAAUCAUGAAUGGUAAAACUGGUGCUCUUGUGGGAAUGUCAUCUUGCUAAAAACAGUUCUUGUACUAUGUAGUUACUAGUGUGUUUGGGUAAGCCCCUCAGCUAAGAGUACAAUUUAUUUUGAUGGUGAGGCACCAGUGAUGGAUUUUACCCCACACUCAGUUUUGAGCAUCAUCUCUGCAACAAAGAGUGUACUUCCAUUUGCAAACUAAACUGAGAAAUGUUUGGGGUAGGCUUUAGAGCUGAUGUGUAAGGUAUGCAUUUCCUAGUUGAUCAUGUAGCUAUUAAAGCAUAAAAGUAUAAGUUUGCACUGAUAAUUCUGAGCAAUAAUUAUUUUAAAGGUGGGUUCAAGUAAAAGUGUUGCAUAGGCAACUACUAGAUUGCCAGUUAAUUGUUUGGCAAAAUAUUUUUUUCUGUUUUUUGUCCUGGUAUUUCAAGCAUUUAUAGAAGUACCUCAAAGUUGGUGUAGUUGCAGAAGUAUCCCCAAACAGAGCUAUGCACUUUGGAUAUUUUCAGUUAUUUGACUAAGAACCACAAGUUUCUCCUAACAGAGAUGGCAAUAGCAAUCUGUCAUGCACAUACUUCCCUUAUAGUUCUUCCCUACUUUUGCUGUGUGAUCUCUGCUGAUUUCAGUACUAUUUAAGCAUGUCCAAAACUGAUGAGUGAUCAUUAACUGUGAAUUGUUUUUUGCUUAACCAUACAGUCAUUGGAAUCUGAAAUUGAACUUGUAUUUAAUGGAAACUCAUAAAACUUGUAUCACUGGCAUUGAUCAAAAGUUAUAGAAUAAAUCUGAAAUCUGUAGUCAAGUCUUUUCUGAUGCCUUAGGGUAUUUUUUUUGGUGCCCCUUCUCAAAUGCAGACAAAUAUUGAAGUUUAAAAACCAGAUUGAUUUGUGUCUUACUACUUUUGGAUGUUUCUUUAAAUUUUGAAAAUGAAUUAUGUCCAAAAACUGUAAGGCAUGUGGCAUUUUUUAAAAUUUGCAAUUUAAUUACUAAUUUAAGCUCAAAUUGUUGGAUCCAAAAUAUCACAAAUGGAGGUUUGCUCUUGCAACUGAGCUUUUAUCCCUCCCACUACAACUUGCCAUAUUUCUUCAAAUGCUGCCCCUGGAUAACAAGGAAUUCAGAGAAUAGUGCUGUGCAGAGUGUGGAUGUCUACAGUAGAAGGGAAAACUGGCAAAAACUACCCCUUUUUGCCAUAUGAAAAUGAAUCUUGGAUCCAAUUCAUAGUAUUUACAGCUGACUAUGUAUUGGUAGCCGUAGGAACUGGAUUAAAUGUUUGGGAGAGAGAGAGAUCUUUAGCUAUUUUUGUGGUUAUAUGUGGUCUUUAAAUGAGUUCAGUUUUGAAAUACUGUGAAAUCAUAUUUCUGGCACUUGAACCCAAUGUAACUGCAACCCUACCAUCUCUUCUACAUCUUAUUAAAGUUGUAGUGAAACUACUUUUUUCAGUAGAAGGCUUCUGUUGAAUACAACAUACGGUUCUGUCCUUCAGAGCCCUCAAAACUAAUACUGUCUGUGCUCAAGCCCUGGCAUCAAGAACAAGAAGACUCCACCAUUCCCUGGAAACUGUCAAGGGCUGAAGUUUUUAAGAAGCUUUUUCGUGUACUCUUUUUUAAA
This is a messenger RNA of Eublepharis macularius, 5144 nucleotides long. RefSeq names its product general transcription factor IIH subunit 1 (gene GTF2H1). Lineage: Eukaryota; Metazoa; Chordata; Lepidosauria; Squamata; Eublepharidae. The record is from RefSeq and is a predicted model, not a curated record. Gene Ontology annotation, biological process: transcription by RNA polymerase II; transcription by RNA polymerase I; nucleotide-excision repair. The transcript is spliced from 15 exons. Gene Ontology annotation, cellular component: transcription factor TFIIH holo complex; transcription factor TFIIH core complex. Bases 245 to 1927 code for a protein of 560 amino acids.